AUGGACGAUCCCGGCUUGGCAGCUAACAAAGAGCAAGUGUGGCAGAAUGUCUCAAAUGCCGUCUCCCGUGACUGGGGUCUCUACGAAACUGUCUCUGUGAACCUUGAUAAAAACUUGUUGGAGUAUAUAGUGAACGAGCGGUGGCCUACAAUUCAGGGAGCUGAGCAUAGUGCUUUGCGUGCAGGCCUGGUGCUGGCGGUUCUCAUACCAUCGCGGAAAAAGUUGAUGUUGGAUGCCAAACCUGCUGCUGAGAAGUUGGUCGCCUUAGCCCAACAAGACGAGGACGAAUAUGUCCGCGCCCUGGGAACGCUGGGCGGAAAUCGAGUCAACGGAGGAAAGUUUGACGUUGAAAUUGACAGGAUGGGGCCUACAUUCGUCGAUGCACACAAGAAGCUGAAAGAGUCAUUGAGCUCCCUCGACUUCAAGUUUUAUCCCCGUGAAUUCUCGUAUCUGAAUGACCGAGUCAUUCAGUCCAUCAAAAGAAGCGGUUCGGACCACGUCGAGAAACCUGGCCUUAACAUUAAGGCCGGGCACGGUGUGCCUUCCUUGUUGGAACGCCUGAAGAGCUAUGGAUUCAAAAGAGAACCAGUGCCCUCACCAGUGAGCCCCGCAACCCCAAUGGAGAUUCCGAAAGUCUCUUCACCCACUACCAUCUCUCCAACCACUGCAACACCGAGUACACCAGCAUGGAUGCUUAGAAAAGGCGCUGGUGGUUUGAAAAACUCUGCAUAUGGCACAAGACGCACAAGUGCCGGAACCAGCGGUCUCCGCAAAGGCUUCGAACGUGAACGCAAAGUUGCCAUCCUUGGUUUGGACGAAAUGCGAAGGGUAGAAGACGCAAGAAAAGCGGAGAAGGACGAAAAGAAGGCAGAAAAGGAACGCAAACAACAGGAAAAACAACGGGAAAAACUGGAACGUGAGCGACGAAAAGAGGAAGAGAUCCAGAAAAAGAUCGAAGAGGAGGAAGAAAAGUUGGCUGAAGAGAGGAAAUUAGCUGUCGAAGAGGAGCAGCGGGCAUUGGAAGAUAAGGAAUCAGCAGUCGAAGAAGCAAAGCAGGCUGCUUUGAAUGGGCAGUCGGACACAAAUCCCAUUGACGACAUGAAUACUAUGAAUGCCCACGAGUCAGUCGAGGAGCGGCAUACAGGGCGCUUGAAGAGACGCCUCAGUCUAAGUGAUUCUGAAGAUCCCGACAAGCGACACAAAACGACAGCUAGACGGACCACACUGACACCUCCUCCAAUUUUAUUCGAUCCAUACCUUACUUCCUCUCGAGUCCAGUCUCCUGAAACUGUUUUAGGUCCAGUGAAAUCAGAAUCCCCGGAUCGUGCUGAUACUGAAGAGUCAGCGCAGACGCCAGAGCGACAAUCUGCGGAACAGACGGCGGCAGUCAUAUUAGGUGAUGCUGAUGUGAGCGUGGAACACCGGGAGAAGCUGGUGGCCUUCUUACUGGGACAGUACGAACCCCAUGCUGAGAUAUAUCGCAUUUCACUGGGUGUGGCAAAUAUACCGGGCAAAAGCGGUCGUCUGGUACCAAAGGAGGUCAUAAUCGAAUUGGAUUAUGCUGCCGCGAAAUGGUCAAAACGGGCAAAACCGAUCAAGUCAGCAAAGUAGUGAAUUGUGGCCGUUGUGAUUGCAAAAGUGCGUUUAUCAACGUAUGAUACCCCAUUCUGUGUAGCUAUAGCUUUGGUCGCAAUUUUGACAAUAGCCAUUGAUGUGAAGCAUAAACAGCAGCGCUCACUGUGACUUUGUAGACGUGAUUCAUGGCUUGAAUUUAAGAGUAUAUCCUACUCGGGACACUCCAUAUGUAUGAUCGUUGCAGCAUUUUAGCAUAUACAGUUUCAUGGCAGUCAGAAA
Messenger RNA from Spizellomyces punctatus DAOM BR117, 1854 nucleotides. RefSeq lists its product as uncharacterized. The coding region runs from base 1 to 1611 and encodes 536 amino acids. The transcript has 9 exons. The record is from RefSeq and is a predicted model, not a curated record. NCBI's taxonomy places the organism in Eukaryota, Fungi, Chytridiomycota, Chytridiomycetes, Spizellomycetales, Spizellomycetaceae.